Molecule: messenger RNA, 2836 nt
Organism: Onychomys torridus (southern grasshopper mouse)
Lineage: Eukaryota; Metazoa; Chordata; Mammalia; Rodentia; Cricetidae
Product: F-box/WD repeat-containing protein 12-like
Molecular function (GO): protein binding
Source: RefSeq, a predicted model, not a curated record
GGGCGCGGCGAGCAGGAUGGCUGCACAGCUUGGCCCCCACGAGCUGGUGCACGUCUUCUCCUUCCUAGAGGCUGGCGACCUGCUGCGCGCUGCGCAGGUGAACAAGGUCUGGAAUGAGGUUUCAAUGACCAAGGAACUGUGGAGGCAGCUGUGUCUGAGACGCUGGGCCUCCUGCAAAGCCUUCCCAGUGGUCGUGGGUACACAGACAUGGAGGCAGUACUAUUUCUGCCGGUCUGAGCUGGAGUUCCGCGUGGAAUCUGGGCGGCCGCAGGACUUCAUCUGCAAAGCUAUUUCUGGGCACACAGGAAAGAUAGAUCAGCUGGCCUAUGCCACACCCCACGAGUACCGCUUUGAUGAGAGGGCAAAGUCCGUGGUUUGCACUGUGUCUUCAGACUGUACCGUGCGUGCCUGGGACCUGCAUGAGGGCACAGAGAUCUGGUCCAGCCCUGUGCAGCCUGCUCCUCUGAUGAGUUUGGUGGCCUAUCCUCUGCAGCAGCUGGUGGUCACAGUGGACACACAGGGCUUGAUCACUGGGUGGAAGGCGGAGACUGGGUCUCUGUGGGCCUCAUUCUGCCUUCCAACCUUCUGUUCUUCCAUGGAGGCCUGCGGCCACUCAGAGGGCCCCUUCCUGAUGGUAGCCUGCGCUGAAGGGAACCUCUAUACUCUGACAGUACCUCAGCUGCAAGUGGUCUCCAAAGUAGCCACAUUUUCUCAUACCUCUGUGAGCCUCACGUGCUCACCUGACCAAUACUGGGUAUUUGUGUUUGCACAAGAAUCAGACUUAGGUCCAAAGGUGUUCUAUACUCAGUCCUUGCUCUACCCAUCCGAAGACGGGAUUCCUGUCUCGACCAGCCUCCCUGUCAGGCUGAGUUCCAGAGCCUGCUGGGCUCCUGAGGAGGCAGCCAGGCUGAUGGUGAUGCACAGAGAUGUCAGAGGCAUGCAUCUGGUCAUCACUACCUUCGAUUUAAAGGCCAGCAAGUCCAGGGACAGAGUGAGCAUCCUGGAACAACAGCUGGCUAGCUUCCCCUUGCCGGACACUAUGACUCCUCACCUCAUGCAGGGCCACGGCUCCCAAGUGAUCCUGCUGGCCUCCAGGUCAGAGCUGGUGCUAUUCACCAUCCACGGCCUGCAGCUGGUGGCCUUCCAGGACCACUAGAGGCCCAUCACGUCGAUGUGGGUGGAUCCGACCCGUGUCAUCACCUCUUCCUUGGACCUGUCCCUGCGUGUCUAUGUGUGGAAUAAGAAGAAUACAUGUCCUGUCCUCAAGAGCUGCUAUCAGUUGCUUGGGGGAUCUCACAGAUGGUCCAGUGGAUUUACCCAUGUGAAAAGUGACAGCAUGAGCAUCGCUGGGGUUGAAGCCAGAAGCAAUGGAACAAGUAUUCUGAGGUCAUAUUGCUACAAAGUCCAGCUUAGCUAGACUCCGCCAGUUGAAGAUGCUCUUGCUUUGUGUGCAUGCAAACACCUUACCAAAGAUGCUGUCAAACUGGUAGGAUGACUACUGUCUGAUCACAGUGAGCCACUGGAGUAUUUUCUGUUGUCUUGUUUGUCUUGCUCAGAAAAACAAAGGAGAAUAAAUAAUCAUCUUCAACCAGUCUUCCAGAUGCUAAGCAACGUGCCUAAGGCUUCUCAGACCACUGGACACAGAAGGAGUAGACUGUGACAGAGCUAGAGAACCUGCUUACUUACAGUGUCAGGAUUGCAACAGAGUUGUUUUUGUUAUCCAGAAUGUCAUUAAAAUAUGUUUAGAAUGAAUUCUGUGAGACCAUCACAAAAACUCAAGGGUACCAACAAGACAGAACAAAGAGGACAGCUUUAGAGCCCGUCACCAUGGGAGCCCUGGCUGGCUUAGUUAGUGAAUUGCAAGUAGUAUGUGCUAACAGUCACCCACCAAAACCCAAAAUGGAACUUGGUGGAAGUCAAUAGAGCAUCUCACUUUCAAAGAGAAGGCUGGAAACUACGAUGGAGCAAAGCAGAAUGGCAGCAGGAGACAGCCAGGCCUGCUCAGUUCUGGCUCUCUGUACCCUCUGCAUUUCCCUCAGGCUCUGUCUUCUGCUACCACUGAACAGGUACCGGACGCCUCCAUGGAAAUCACUUCCCAGCUGCUCCUGAGGGAGAUUCAGAGUGUUGUGUGUGUGCACAUAUAUAUGUCCAUGUUUUUGUGAUACGCGGUCUUUGGGUCACAGGUCCACACAUAGAAAGGAAAAGCCUGAUUCCUUCAGAUGCAGGAAGUACCUCCAACUAAGACUCACAUAAUGGAGAUUUGUCUAUCUUGAAUUUUUCCUUGUUUAAAGAGUAAAGACAGGAAUUUCAGACUGCUUUGCCUAAUAUCGGAAUGCACCCUAUUCAUUACAUUAAACCUUUAGCAACAAUGUCUAGAUACCAUAGAUGAUCAUGGUCAAUGUAGGACAUAGAUGAUUGUGGUAAUGCCGUAAGGGUGCCUGCUUUUCUAUGCUGAGCUGGCCCUGCCCUUCGCUGGACCUAAGAUAGCUGGCCCUGACCCUUGAGAACUGCCUCCUUUCCCCUGCACUUGGAAGAGAUGGCCCCAUUCCUCGCCAUGGGCAGGGGAGAGCUGACCCUGAUGGCAUGGGCAUGGAGAGCUGGCUCUCCCCUUGCCUGAGGGGGCAGCCCCAGUGGCCUGGACUGACCAGCUCAACUACCACCCAGGCCCACAGCCAACUAACAUCUACCCUAUCUAGGACCUGCUAGAACCCGUGAAGGGACUGGUCCUGUGGAAUAAUAACCACAGGAUCUCCAUGACUCGGGGUGACUGCAGGAGAUCUAAGAGUUUUGGUGAGGAUCCAAUGAUGAUGGUGUCCCAGAAACCAGAGGCUUUGAA